Molecule: messenger RNA, 1400 nt
Organism: Nicotiana attenuata
Lineage: Eukaryota; Viridiplantae; Streptophyta; Magnoliopsida; Solanales; Solanaceae
Product: probable calcium-binding protein CML18
Exons: 1
Coding region: 477-1085 (202 amino acids)
Molecular function (GO): calcium ion binding
Source: RefSeq, a predicted model, not a curated record
AGAGCCAAAAAGAGAGGGAAAAAAAACAUGAUGACAAAUAUUGCCGGCAAUUUUAAGAGGAUAUUUCCUUAUUUCACUAGGAAUUAAACUUGGUAACUAGCACAGCAAAGACAUUGUUUACAUUCCGCGACAUGAUUUCUUCCACUUCUUUCUUCUGCUGCUUCAUUCUAACUUGGAAAAGGUUCAGAAUUUUUCAUUUUAAUAGAAAGAGAGAAAGAAAUCUGAGUACUUGGAAAAUGCAGGUUACUUUCUGUAGGACCACAUGAGGACUAUAGUAUGAUUAGAAAGUGACAAAUGACUGAGUUUCUUCUCCCAAAUUCCACGGCACAUGUAAUGUCACAUGAUGCUCUCUCACAUUCAUUUGUGCUGACUAAUUCUACUUCUUGACAAUUGACAAUAAUUCAACUACCACUGUUUUUCAGUCUUUUACUCUUAUCGUUUCUCCUUUUUUCCAAGAUCCUAGUUAAAAGAUCACUAUGGAUUCUUUCAGAAUAUGGUUCAAGUCUUUGCAUAACUCUGCUGGAAAAUUUCUUGGACAAUUUAAGUACUGGAAAAAAGAGAAAAAGAAACCAAAGAGAAUGGUUUCUGAUUUCAGUUGGUUAUCAGGUUUUGCAGCUAUGGAAAUCUCUAGUCAACUUAAAUUAGUCUUUAAAUUCAUAGAUGCUAAUGGAGAUGGGAAGAUAUCUCCACUGGAGUUAACUGAAAUUUUGUUGAGUCUUGGACAUGAAGAAUUAAAAGCUGCUGAAGAAUUAGCUGAAGUUAUGGUAAAAGAAAUGGAUAGUGAUGGGGAUGGAUUUGUGGAUUUGGAUGAGUUCAUGAGUAUUAUGGGGGUGGAAAAUGAUCAAGUUUUUGGUGAUUCUACUAAGGAUAUUGAUGAGCUUAGGGGAGCUUUUCUUGUAUUUGAUGCUGAUAAAAAUGGAGUUAUAUCUGCUAAAGAGUUGAGGAGAGUCCUAAUUAGUCUUGGUUGUGUAAAUUGCAGUGUUAAAGAGUGUCGUAGAAUGAUUAAAGGGGUUGAUAAAGAUGGUGAUGGAUUUGUAAAUUUUGAUGAGUUUAAAGAAAUGAUGGGUGCUGGUUGCAAUCUUUAGUAUAGUAAGCUCAUAAUCUUUUUUUUUUUAAAAUUCUAUUUUUGUAUUAUUUGGGAUUUGAAGGGGAGCUUAGCACAAGUUAAUAGUUGUCUGUGUAUGAUCAGUACGAGUUUAAACUGUGGAAGCAAAAUGUAAGAGUGCGUGUAAUUGACCCAAUAUAAUUUAGCCCUUUUUCGAACUAGGCGCACACGAAAAUCUUAGUGCAUCGGGCUGACUUUCUUUUCUUUUUAAUGUUUGGGAUUUUCUUCGUUUGUAUGUUCACUGUGAAAAUUCACUUUUUCUUGUAAUUAGUAUUGUCGGGCUUGUGUUUUCUCA